ACACACAGCACACAGAGAAUUGACUCUUCUUAUCUCUUUAAUGGGAUUUUAUAAAGGGUCUCAUUCAAAACUCAAAAUGGCGUGAGAUCCGAUUUCACGCCUUUUUAGGUCCGCCUUAAGUGCGCGAUAACGGCUGCGCUCCGGGGCUGUUUGCGGAAGGCUCUGUUUGCGUUCUGUGUGUGUGUGUGUGUGUGUGUGUGUGUGUGUGUGUGUGUGUGUGUGUGUGUGUUUGCGUGGUACAGAGACACUCGAGCGUCCCCCGGCAAGCGCGCACCAUCACUGCGGCUCGCGACCUCCGCGCCCGUUUCCGCUCUCCUCCGGUUGCCGGGCGCCGUGACUCGCCUCGCGCUCUGUUUGCGCACAAGCACAAUUACAGCCUCGCGCACGCAAAUAUUUGCUGAGAAAACACAGAAGCACGGGGCGCGCGCGCGCUCCACAUUGCCGGUGGGUAUAAAAUGCUCGCGCAGAUAUUCAUGUACAACGGCGAGGCUGAACGGCGCGCGGACCUGCACCGGUGUACGGAUGGCAGCGAGUGUAAUCAGACCCGUGAGUGGCUUCAGACCGAGCCCUACAGCUCAGACCUACUUCAUUUCUGCUGAUGAAGAUGAGCUAGAAGAUGAGUAUGAAGAUGAGCUCCGGGACGAAGUGGAGGAUAGCUUUGAGGAGGAAGAGGACGAUUCCACAGGCGGUGAGUCUCAAGUCACAGAUCCACAAGUUUCUGAUCUGUACAGUGAGAUCGCCACAGAUCGCCUCCUACGCUUUGCUGAGCUCAUCAGCAGCGACGUGCAGCGUUAUUUCGGACGCAGCCAAGACUCAGACACGUGUGACAUCUACACAGGAAGAUCACGUCAUGAGAUGACUGUCCGGCAGCUCUACUAUUCUAACAUCCUUCAAGCGGCUUCCUCGGAGCCGGGGAACGAGCCGAAAAACCUCGGGCCGCUCGCAGAACUCUUCCAGAGCGCUCAGGUAAAGAAGCAGGGAUUACCCAUGAUUCAGAGGCGUCUGCCCAGCAGCUUCUGGACCGAGCCUCGACCUGAACAUCUCUGUGUCACUGCUAAUGUUCCAGACAUGGUGACUUGCUCCACAGAAACAAUGAACCCAAACAGCAGCACACCGGUGAUUAGCAUGAGCAGCUCCAACACUCCAGACUUCAGUGACUUGCUUGAGCACUGGGCUUCAGACAAAGAAACCUGCAGUGCCUACAGCUGUGAAUACCAGCUUCCCUAAGAGCAGCAGUAACAAGCUGUUACACACACACACACA
Molecule: messenger RNA, 1263 nt
Organism: Tachysurus fulvidraco (yellow catfish)
Lineage: Eukaryota; Metazoa; Chordata; Actinopteri; Siluriformes; Bagridae
Product: protein PERCC1
Exons: 2
Coding region: 523-1227 (234 amino acids)
Source: RefSeq, a predicted model, not a curated record